Molecule: messenger RNA, 1317 nt
Organism: Prunus armeniaca (apricot)
Lineage: Eukaryota; Viridiplantae; Streptophyta; Magnoliopsida; Rosales; Rosaceae
Source: the annotation of a GenBank genome assembly
AUGGCGAGCGAUAACGAGCCCGCGAAGCUCCUCUUGCCGUACCUCCAACGUGCCGAUGAGUUGCAGAAACACGAGCCUCUCGUCGCUUAUUACUGUCGAUUGUACGCAAUGGAGCGAGGGCUGAAGAUCCCUCAGAACGAGCGUACCAAGACCACCAAUUCCCUCCUUAUUUCCCUCAUGAAGCAGCUUGAAAAGGAUAAGAAGUCACUGCAGUUGGGGCCCGAAGACAAUCUGUAUCUUGAGGGAUUUGCCUUAAAUGUUUUUGGGAAGGCAGACAAGCAAGAUCGUGCUGGUCGAGCAGAUUUGAAUACUGCAAAAACAUUUUAUGCUGCUAGCAUUUUCUUUGAGAUUAUUAACCAGUUUGGCGUGCUUCAGCCUGAUCUUGAGCAGAAACAAAAGUAUGCAGCUUGGAAAGCAGCAGAUAUAAGGAAAGCUUUGAAAGAAGGAAGGAAGCCUCAAGCAGGGCCCCCUGCUGGAGAUGAUGAUCUUUCAGUUCCAUCGAGUGGGAUGAGUGGUUCAUAUGAUCUUGGGCCAAGUGAAGCUGCAGUUACCAGUCCUGGACCACAAUCUGAUCCAUCACCCCAGUUUUAUGAUGAAGUCAACAAGCAGCACUCUACAGACACUUUACCUCCUCAGUUUCAUGAUAAUGCCAAAAUCCAGCGUUCAGCUAGCCUUCAAUCCUCACCUGAGUUCCAUGAUGAAGUCAAUGGCCAGCAUUCUUCUAACAAUGUGCCACCACCUCGGUCUUACUCUACUGCUGGUUACUCUUCCCAUGAUUUCCUUCCACCUCCUCCAACAAAUAGACCAGAAACUUCUGAUUAUUCUCAGCCAUACCAGCAGCAACCCUACCCGCAUGAACCCCAACAGCAUUUGCCACAUAACUAUCCCUCUCAUGAAAAUAAUUUCUCCUAUCCUAAUUUCCAAUCUUAUCCAAGUUUUACAGAAAGCAAUAUUCCAGCAGUCACAUCCCACUAUCCCUCUUACUAUCAGGGCUCUGAUCCUUCCUACUCUGCCCAGUCAGCUCCUUCCUACUCUGCCCAGGUAGCUCCUUCCUACUCUCCCCAGUCAGCUCCUUCAACUGCCCAAUACCAGUCGAGCAACAGAAAUGGGACUGUUCCAGAACCUGCUCCUACUCCUACUCCUGCAAAGACAUACCAGUAUGACAGUAGCUACCAGCCAUCACCUGAGAAAAUUGCCGAGGCACAUAAGGCUGCCAGAUUUGCAGUUGGGGCGUUGGCAUUUGAUGAUGUGUCAGUUGCAGUAGAUCACUUAAUUAAAUCACUUGAACUGUUGACGAAUCCAUCAGCUGGUCAUUGA